UACAUCUCAAGCAGCCGGCUGUCUAAUUCAACGUGGUCUGCUGAGAGGGACGGACAGAUGGGCGCACAGAGCGCCAGCACGCGAGGCCGCCGUCGGAAGCGACUGCCCCGAUGGCCGAUCGUCCCUUCGUACCGGAUGACCUCGUGUGGGGAGCGCACAACCAAUUGUGGUCGUGACCGUCAUGUAUAAAUGCCUCCCUUGUGGCUGCUACGGGCUGCGUAGCACCCCCCGUAUCCAUCAUGCUGUCAAGACUAGCUCGGCGGGGCGUAAGCCCAUUGGCGCGUUCGAUGGCGACGCAGGCGCGAGGACUCCCUGCUCUCCUCGAGAAGAAGCCGGGUGAUGUGGUCAUAACAUUCGCGAAGCGUACGGCAAUGGCUCGUGCAAGGAAGGGACAGUUAAAGGACAUUCCGGUCGACGAGCUCAUGCAGGCUCUCAUAAAGGCAACCCUUGAACAGACUAAGCUCGACCCGGGCAAGCUGGAGGACAUCUGUGUCGGGACGUGCCAUCCGCCAUCGCCUACGUACGUCUCCCGAGCUGCAGCCCUUGCCGCCGGUAUACCAGCAGACGUGCCAGUGUCCGCUGUGAACCGUCUCUGUGGCUCUGGCCUGCAGGCUAUCAGGAUCAUUGCUAGCGCAAUACAGGCCGGCGAUAUGUCGUUUGGAAUGGCCAUAGGUGCUGAGAGCAUGUCCCAGAACCCUCGUCCAACUCCCGAAAUUGUACCGCCAGUGGAUGCCAAUCCACGAGCACACGAUUGUGUGCAGCCCAUGGGGUGGACGUCUGAGAUGGUCGCACAGACGUACAAGGUCCCGAGGCAGAAACAGGAUGAGUAUGCGUUAAUCUCGCAUACACGAGCAGAGAAGGCUACCAAGACGGGCAUCUUUGCGGACGAGAUCAUCCCGGUCGAGCUGCGAGGUGCGGUGGUAUCCGUUGACGACACGAUCCGUCCAGGUACUACUCUCGAGGGGCUUUCAAAGCUGAAGCCAUCAUUCCCUGACUGGGGCGAUUCCUCCACAACGGCCGGCAAUGCGAGCGGUUUGGGCGAUGGUGCCGCAUUGUGCAUAUUGACCACCCGCGAGCGUGCGGAGAAGGAAGGUCUCAACAUCUUAGGCAAGUAUGUCACUAGCACCUUCGUUGGCGUGGAGCCCAAGUACAUGGGUAUCGCCCCGGUUGCCGCCGUGUCCAAGGUGCUGGCUCAAGCAGGGCUUUCCAAAGAAGAUGUCGAUGUGUACGAGAUUAACGAGGCAUUCGCGUCGCAAUUCGCAUACUGCGUGGAACAGCUGCAGAUCCCGAUUGAGAAAAUCAACCCGAACGGUGGAUCUAUUGCUCUGACGCAUCCCCUUGGCAUGACCGGUGUGCGCCAAGUAGUGACUGGUCUUGCUGAGCUCAGGCGGAGGGGUGGAAGUAUAUUGUGCACCAGUAUGUGUAUCGGCAGCGGCAUGGGAGGUGCAGGUAUCUUUGUGAAUGAGGCACAUUAGGUCUGAGCUCGAGUUGGGAGAGUUGCAAUAUACUCCUUGUUCUACCUUUUGCGACCUUCUGCCGGAAGGCGUUCAUUCUGCAUACUGUCAAAAAAUGGGUUCUUCGAC
Molecule: messenger RNA, 1583 nt
Organism: Rhodofomes roseus
Lineage: Eukaryota; Fungi; Basidiomycota; Agaricomycetes; Polyporales; Fomitopsidaceae
Product: putative 3-ketoacyl-CoA thiolase B
Exons: 9
Coding region: 240-1475 (411 amino acids)
Biological process (GO): phenylacetate catabolic process; fatty acid beta-oxidation
Cellular component (GO): peroxisome
Molecular function (GO): acetyl-CoA C-acyltransferase activity
Source: RefSeq, a predicted model, not a curated record